UAUUGUGUUCUAUGUUUUGUCUCUGAACUGUGAAUUCUGAGGCCGGCCGGCCACCUCAGUAGGAGUGUUGAAGGAGGACAGACGUGUCCUGAACCUUCACACCCCGGCCCCGAGGGACGCCUCGGUGGUGCUUGUAGAGGAGAACUGACAAGUUCGUCAGACUCCCCAAAUCCGAAGGCAGGCCUCCCCUGCCAUCUGAAUCUGAAUACCUGGCCGCGGCUCCUUGGUUGUUGUCUAGUCUGUGUUGUCUGGUCUGUAUCGACAUUGUAGUCAUAUUCGUGUGUGUGUGUGUAAGUGUGCGUGUGUGGACGCGUGGACAGGACGACACAGCCAUGGGACAGACACUGACUACUCCUCUAUCUUUGACUCUGACUCAUUUCUCGGACGUCCAGGCAAGAGCUCGCAAUCUAUCCGUUGAGGUUCGAAAAGGUCGAUGGCGAACUUUUUGUUCAUCGGAGUGGCCCACCCUAUCUGUAGGGUGGCCCCGGGACGGGACUUUUGACCUCUUUGUUAUAUUACAGGUUAAGACGAAGGUAAUGGAUCCUGGACCACAAGGUCAUCCAGAUCAAGUGGCCUAUAUCCUCACCUGGGAGGAUCUCAUCCGGAAUCCUCCGGCAUGGGUGAAACCCUUCCUUCCUUCCUGCCCCACUUCUCAGUCUACCCUCCUUCCCCUGAAAACCUCCAAAAACCGAGCCUCAACCCAAACUCCAGAUCCGCCCAAACCGGUUCUUCCCGAUGAGUCCCAAAGGGACCCCCUCCUCCUAGACGCUUUGUCUUCGCCGCCCCACGCCCCCGAAGAGACUUCACCGCCCCACAACCCCCUCUUACUACCUCCACCCUAUAAUUCACCCCUGGCCCCCGUCUCCGUCCUGUCCCCGGUGCCCCCUACUUCCCCUCCUGCCUCCAGUUCCUCCUCCCCCUCCCCAACUUCUUCCCCCGCCUGUACGUCAGCCCCAUCCUCUACUCCAGCCCCACCCGAUCUAACUCCCCAGACCCCACCUCAGACCCCCCGCCUCCGUCUCCGGCGAUCGGACGACCCGAACGGCCCUCCCACUUGGCAAUCUUCCCUGUUUCCUCUCCGGACAGUCAACCGGACUGUCCAAUAUUGGCCAUUUUCUGCAUCCGAUCUCUAUAAUUGGAAAACUCAUAACCCUUCCUUUUCCCAAGAACCCCAGGCCCUAACCUCACUAAUAGAGUCUAUCCUCCUCACACACCAGCCUACCUGGGACGACUGCCAGCAGCUCUUACAGGUCCUUUUGACUACCGAGGAAAGGCAACGAGUUCUCCUGGAGGCCCGGAAAAAUGUGCCGGGGCCUGGAGGUCUUCCAACUCAGCUUCCCAAUGAAAUAGAUGAAGGGUUUCCCCUCACCCGCCCGGACUGGGACUAUGAAACGGCUCCAGGUAGGGAGAGUCUCCGAAUCUAUCGCCAGGCUCUGUUGGCGGGUCUCAAGGGGGCAGGGAAACGGCCCACCAAUUUGGCCAAGGUAAGGACCAUAAUCCAAGGAAAAGAGGAGAGCCCCGCAGCCUUUAUGGAACGGCUUCUAGAGGGGUUUCGGAUGUAUACUCCAUUUAACCCCGAGGCUCCAGAACAUAAGGCUACCGUGGCCAUGUCAUUCAUAGAUCAGGCAGCGUCUGAUAUAAAAGGAAAGCUCCAACGGCUAGAUGGGAUUCAAACCUAUGGGUUGCAGGAACUAGUUAGGGAGGCAGAAAAGGUAUAUAACAAAAGGGAGACCCCAGAGGAAAAGGAGGCUAGGCUAGCAAAAGAGCAGGAAGCACGGGAGGAACGAAGAGAUCGAAAGAGAGAUAAACAUUUAACCAAAAUCCUGGCAGCUGUAGUGACAGAAAACGGAACAGGAAAGUCAGGGGAAACGAAGAGGCGGCCCAAAGUAGGAAAAGACCAGUGCGCCUAUUGCAAAGAACGCGGGCACUGGAUCAAAGACUGCCCUAAGCGCCCCGGGAACUCAAAGAAACCUGCCUCUGUGCUCGCCUUAGGCGAAGAGAGCGAAUAGGGAUGUCAGGGCUCCGAGCCCCCCCCCGAGCCCCGGCUAACCCUAUCUGUAGGGGGGCAUCCCACCACCUUCCUGGUGGACACGGGAGCUCAACACUCGGUCUUAACCAAGGCAAAUGGGCCUCUGUCCUCGCGUACCUCCUGGGUCCAAGGAGCGACAGGAAGAAAAAUUCACAAAUGGACUAACCGCCGCACGGUUGACUUAGGGCAAGGGACGGUGACACACUCCUUUCUGGUGGUACCCGAAUGCCCGUACCCCCUUCUGGGACGAGACCUCCUAACCAAGCUUGGAGCCCAGAUACACUUCUCCGAAACGGGGGCCCAAGUGCUAAACCGGGAUGGCCAGCCUAUCCAAGUCUUAACUGUGUCCUUACAAGACGAACACAGACUUUUUGAAACCCCGGUCACCACUAACCUCCUCGAAGCCUGGCUGCAGGACUUUCCCCAAGCCUGGGCAGAAACGGGAGGGCUCGGUCGAGCCAAAUGCCAAGUCCCAAUCAUAAUUGACCUAAAGCCCACGGCAAUGCCUGUGUCUAUCAGGCAGUAUCCCAUGAGCAAGGAGGCUCAUAUGGGCAUUCAGCCACACAUUACUAGAUUUCUAGAGCUUGGGGUCCUGCGACCUUGCCGCUCACCUUGGAAUACCCCUCUUUUACCAGUAAAAAAACCUGGCACCCGGGACUACAGGCCCGUCCAAGACUUAAGAGAAGUCAACAAAAGGACUAUGGAUAUCCACCCUACGGUCCCCAAUCCCUAUAACUUGCUCAGCACCCUGAGCCCAGACCACACCUGGUACACAGUACUGGACCUAAAAGAUGCGUUCUUUUGCUUACCCUUGGCCCCCCAGAGCCAGGAACUGUUUGCUUUUGAAUGGAGGGACCCUGAAAGAGGAAUUUCAGGCCAAUUAACCUGGACCCGCUUACCCCAAGGGUUCAAAAACUCCCCCACUCUCUUUGAUGAGGCUCUUCACAGGGACCUAACUGACUUCCGGACUCAACAUCCAGAAGUAACUCUACUCCAAUAUGUGGAUGACCUUCUUCUGGCCGCCCCCACAAAAGAAGCCUGCAUACUAGGUACCAGACAUCUGCUCCGGGAAUUAGGAGAAAAAGGAUACCGGGCAUCCGCCAAGAAGGCCCAGAUUUGCCAAACCAAGGUAACCUACCUGGGGUACAUACUGAGUGAGGGGAAAAGAUGGCUCACCCCUGGGCGAAUAGAAACUGUGGCUCGCAUUCUGCCGCCCCAGAACCCCAGAGAGGUACGUGAAUUCCUGGGAACUGCUGGGUUCUGUCGCUUAUGGAUACCUGGGUUCGCUGAGCUAGCCGCCCCCCUCUAUGCCCUCACGAAAGAGAGUGCACCCUUCACCUGGCAGGAAAAAUAUCAGUCAGCCUUUGAGGCCCUAAAAGAGGCCCUCCUCUCCGCCCCGGCUCUCGGGUUGCCAGACACCUCCAAGCCCUUUACCCUUUUCAUAGACGAGAAACAAGGAAUUGCCAAAGGAGUUCUAACCCAAAAAUUAGGGCCCUGGAAGAGGCCAGUAGCAUACCUGUCCAAAAAGUUGGACCCUGUGGCAGCGGGGUGGCCCCCAUGUCUUCGUAUCAUGGCAGCCACUGCUAUGCUGGUCAAGGACUCUGCCAAAUUAACCCUUGGACAGCCACUAACUGUUAUCACCCCGCAUGCUUUAGAGGCCAUAGUGCGGCAGCCACCGGACCGAUGGAUAACCAACGCACGCCUAACCCACUACCAGGCCCUCCUACUGGACACAGACCGCGUCCAAUUUGGACCUCCGGUUACCUUGAACCCUGCCACGUUGCUACCGGCACCGGAAGACCAACAGAGCGCACACGAUUGCCGGCAAGUACUGGCUGAGACCCAUGGGACACGGGAAGACCUUAAAGAUCAAGAGCUCCCAGAUGCGGAUCACUCUUGGUAUACGGACGGGAGCAGUUACAUCGACUCAGGUACCCGGAGGGCGGGAGCGGCGGUAGUAGAUGGCCACCACAUCAUAUGGGCACAAUCACUACCUCCUGGCACGUCUGUACAAAAGGCCGAGCUGAUAGCGCUCACCAAGGCCCUAGAACUAUCCGAAGGGAAAAAGGCUAACAUAUACACAGAUAGCCGAUAUGCCUUUGCAACGGCUCAUACACAUGGGAGUAUUUAUGAAAGAAGGGGCCUACUAACCUCAGAAGGAAAAGAAAUUAAAAACAAAGCUGAAAUCAUUGCAUUAUUAAAGGCCCUUUUUCUUCCCCGAAAAGUAGCCAUAAUUCAUUGCCCCGGGCAUCAGAAAGGACAAGACCCAAUUGCAACAGGAAAUAGACAGGCAGACCAAGUAGCCAGGCAAGUCGCUGUGGCAGAAACGUUGACUUUGACCACAAAACUUGAAGAAACCAAUCUUACGACCAACAAAUAUGCUUACACCCCAGAAGACCAGGAAGAGGCAAAGGCCAUAGGGGCUAUACUGAAUCAGGACACUAAAGACUGGGAAAAAGAAGGAAAGAUAGUCCUUCCCCGAAAGGAAGCCCUGGCAAUGAUCCAACAAAUGCACGCCUGGACACAUUUAAGUAAUCAGAAGCUGAAGUUACUGAUUAAAAAAACUGACUUCUUAAUCCCUAAGGCAGGCACCCUCAUAGAACAGGUAACCUCCGCCUGUAAGGUCUGUCAACAGGUAAACGCUGGGGCUACCCGAGUGCCGGAAGGAAAACGGACUCGUGGUAACCGCCCAGGAGUCUAUUGGGAAAUAGACUUUACUGAAGUAAAGCCUCACCAUGCGGGGUAUAAGUACCUAUUAGUGUUUGUAGACACCUUUUCAGGAUGGGUAGAAGCCUACCCCACCCGACAGGAAACGGCACACGUGGUAGCCAAGAAGAUUUUAGAAGAAAUCUUCCCCAGAUUUGGACUUCCCAAGGUAAUCGGGUCAGAUAACGGGCCGGCCUUCGUUUCCCAGGUAAGUCAGGGGCUCGCCAGGACACUGGGGAUUAAUUGGAAAUUACACUGUGCAUAUAGGCCCCAGAGCUCAGGACAGGUAGAAAGAAUGAAUAGAACAAUAAAAGAGACCCUUACUAAAUUGACCUUAGAGACUGGCUUAAAAGAUUGGAGACGCCUCCUAUCUCUGGCUUUGUUAAGAGCCAGAAAUACGCCCAACCGUUUCGGGCUCACCCCGUAUGAAAUCCUUUAUGGGGGACCCCCCCCUUUGUCAACCUUGCUCAAUUCCUUCUCCCCCUCCGAUCCUAAGACUGAUUUACAAGCCCGACUAAAAGGGCUGCAAGCGGUGCAGGCCCAAAUCUGGACACCCCUGGCCGAACUGUACCGGCCAGGACAUCCACAAACUAGCCACCCAUUUCAGGUAGGAGACUCCGUGUACGUCCGGCGGCACCGCUCUCAAGGAUUGGAGCCUCGUUGGAAGGGACCUUACAUCGUCCUGCUGACCACGCCCACCGCCAUAAAGGUUGACGGGAUCGCCGCCUGGAUUCACGCAUCGCACGCCAAGGCAGCCCCAAGAACCCCUGGACCGAAAGCUCCCAAAACCUGGAAGCUCCACCGUUCGGAGAACCCUCUUAAGAUAAGACUCUCCCGUGUCUGA
Messenger RNA from Felis catus (domestic cat), 5579 nucleotides. RefSeq lists its product as uncharacterized. Gene Ontology annotation, molecular function: nucleic acid binding; RNA-DNA hybrid ribonuclease activity; zinc ion binding. Lineage: Eukaryota; Metazoa; Chordata; Mammalia; Carnivora; Felidae. Gene Ontology annotation, biological process: proteolysis; virion assembly; DNA integration. The record is from RefSeq and is a predicted model, not a curated record.